AUGACUGAGAGAGGUUUCUCGGUUAUGUUAAAGUGGAUUCCUAUGUUGUAUGAGUCUCUGGACAUGCUUUGUUGGUUUCGAUCCUUGCUUAAUUUUUUUUCUCCUUACAAAGUCAAGUUGCAGGGUGCUGAGGUUGAUCAGUUACCUGGAGACUCGACAAUGUCAUCAUCUGGAUUAACUUAUAGCCCCUUGAGAUAUAGCCUUCACUUACCUGCAAGAGAUGCGGGGUUGAGUAAUGACCGAGUUACUUCAUUUCCUAAUAAUAGGAGAUUUAAUGAUUUUCUCUGUUUAUACAGAAAUAAUAGGACUGAUUCAACUCAGCAACGUAUACAUAGAUCUCCUUUGCUCAAAUGCGCAAUGGAUGCGUCCUAUGAUGAUGCUACAAAUGAAUCAGCUGGUACAGCAAUAUUUCCGAGAAUCAAUGUAAGGGACCCGUAUAAGCGACUUGGAAUUAGUAGGGAAGCUUCUGAAGAUGAAAUUCAAGCUGCCAGGAAUUUUCUGAUACUAACAUAUGGAGGGCACAAGCCAAGUGUGGAUGCUGUUGAAUCAGCACAUGAUAAAAUAAUAAUGCAAAAGUUCUAUGAAAGGAAGAACCCUAAAAUCAACAUCAAAAAAAAGGUCAGGGAAGUAACACAGUCUCGCGUUGUGCAGGCUGUUGUGAACAGGUUCAGAACUCCAUCAACGAAUGUCAUCGUAAAAACUUCCAUUGUAUUCGUGGUGCUUGGAAUGCUCACAGUACUCUUUCCAACUGAAGAAGGGCCUACCCUUCAAGUUGCCAUUUCUUUACUAGUUACCAUGUAUUUCAUCUAUGAUCGGCUGAAGAGCAAACUCCGUGGUUUUCUUUAUGGGGCUGGGACUUUUGUUAUCUCCUGGCUUCUAGGAACAUUUUUAAUGGUCUCUGUGAUGCCACCCAUACUGAAAGGGUCUAGAAGUUUGGAAGUGACAACUUCACUGAUAAGCUACAUUUUCCUUUGGGUUGCUUCUACUUACCUUAGAUAG
Fraxinus pennsylvanica is the source of this 999-nucleotide messenger RNA. Lineage: Eukaryota; Viridiplantae; Streptophyta; Magnoliopsida; Lamiales; Oleaceae. The record is from the annotation of a GenBank genome assembly.